Lathyrus oleraceus (garden pea) is the source of this 1533-nucleotide messenger RNA. RefSeq lists its product as uncharacterized. The record is from RefSeq and is a predicted model, not a curated record. The transcript has 6 exons. The coding region runs from base 1 to 1533 and encodes 510 amino acids. NCBI's taxonomy places the organism in Eukaryota, Viridiplantae, Streptophyta, Magnoliopsida, Fabales, Fabaceae.
AUGGCUGAAGCUCCACCACCUCCUGCGGAAAGACUUCUGGGUAAUUAUGGAGGUGCAAAUUCUCCUACUGGAAGGUUAACAAUUGUGAACCAAUCGGUAAAUGUUGAUCACUUUCAGCUACACCCUUCAACGAUUCGUCAACUCGAAAGGAGACCGUUCUCCGGAAAAAUCAAUGAAGAUGCCAACAAGCAUUUACAAAGAUUUAUGACCAUGACGACAUCGUUAAAAAUUGAGGGACACUCAGAGGAAGCUAAAAAGUUGGUGAUGUUUCCGUUUACACUAUCGGAAGAUGUCGAAGAUUGGUUUUACUCUUUACCUGCGGGAAGCAUAACAGCUUGGCAACAAAUAGAGACAACAUUUUUGAAUGAGUACUUCCCUACUUCUGUGUAUAUCCACAAGAGAUAUGAUAUUGUUAAUUUCAAACAGAAGGAAGGAGAGUCACUCGGAGACGCUUACAAGAGGUUCAAGCGAUUUGUAAGUCAACCUGAAGGUAUCAUUGAUCUCAAGCUAGCAAAUCCAGUGGUGAAGAUGGAAGAUCAAAUAACAGCUGAAGUAGAGAGAAGACUCAAGAAAAUGACUCUUGACACUCAAACGGAGGCACGAGUGCAACCAGUCCAACCUAUUCAAGUUGUUAGUUGUGAAAUUUGCGAAGGACCUCACUUCACCAUGCAUUGUGUGGCAACUGCACAACAGGACCAGCAAGGAAAUGCUCAGAAGCAAGCACCCACCCAGUAUCUAAGCCAACCACAACAACAGUAUCGACCACAACAACAACAACCUUACCAGCAACAGCAGUUUCACCAAUCCCAACAACAAUUUCAACAACAGGUACCAAGAAAAACAGAUUGGGAAAUUGCCAUUGAAAAAAUGGCAGCUCAAAGUUCACAAUUUCAAGAGGAGACUAGAAGUAAUCUGAGAAACACUGGUGCUUCAAUAAAAAAUCUGGAAGUGCAAAUGAGUCAGAUUGCUCAACAACUCGCAGAUGAUGAUCAAGAAGACCAAUUGCUUGAAGUUGAUUUGGAGAUAAAAGAAAAUGAGGUUGUUAGUGAAGAGGUGACGGUACCUAAACUAGUGGUUAAAGAAAAAGUUAGUGAAUCAAAGUCGGUUGUCAAACUCCUUUUCCCCAUAAGAAAUAAGAAGAAAAAGCAACAUGAGAAGAACUUCGUGAAAUUCUUGGAGAUGUUCAAAAAGCUUGAGAUUAACAUUCCGUUCUUGGAGGCACUUGAGCAAAUGCCCUCUUAUGCUAAAUUCAUGAAGGAUAUUAUUUCAAAAAGGAGGAGCACUGACACUGACUCUAUUGUACUAACCGAAACUUGUAGUGCUAUUUUGCAGGGUAUGAAGAUUCCGGUAAAGAAAAAAGAUCGAGGAUCGAUUAGCAGGGCCUAUGAGAUGGUGCUUUUUUGGAGUCAGUUGUCUUUUGCUACUGCUAAUGCUAUUCCUUUGACAGCAGAAAAAGACAGUACAAGCAUGGCCUGGAGUGUUGUGACAGAAAAAAUGGCCAAGGGUUUUGGUUUUGGUGCUUUUUGUUCUUGA